This is a messenger RNA of Budorcas taxicolor (takin), 1140 nucleotides long. It is a transcript of the gene GAS1, whose product is annotated as growth arrest specific 1. The coding region runs from base 94 to 1140 and encodes 348 amino acids. The record is from RefSeq and is a predicted model, not a curated record. Gene Ontology annotation, cellular component: plasma membrane. Gene Ontology annotation, biological process: negative regulation of mitotic cell cycle. NCBI's taxonomy places the organism in Eukaryota, Metazoa, Chordata, Mammalia, Artiodactyla, Bovidae. The transcript has a single exon.
GACUGGGGCAAACUUUUCCGCCGGCUCUGCGUCCGCCGCUCCCCGCGCCUCGUCUCCUUUCCGCUCCUCGCCCGGCGGCCGCCGCUGCCCGCGAUGGUCACAGGGCUGCUGGGCGGCGGCGGCGGGGCCCGCAGGGGAACCGUGCCGGGCGCCUGGCUGUGCCUGAUGGCGCUGCUGCAGCUGCUGGGCUCGGCGCCGCGGGGCUCGGGGCUGGCGCACGGCCGCCGCCUCAUCUGCUGGCAGGCGCUGCUGCAGUGCCAGGGGGAGCCGGAGUGCAGCUACGCCUACAACCAGUACGCCGAGGCGUGCGCGCCGGUGCUGGCGCAGCGCGGCGGGAGCGACGUGCCGGGGGCCGCCGCCGCAGCUGCCGCCUUCCCGGCCUCGGCCGCCUCCUUCUCUUCGCGCUGGCGCUGCCCGAGCCACUGCAUCUCGGCCCUCAUUCAGCUCAACCACACGCGUCGCGGGCCCGCCUUGGAGGAUUGUGACUGUGCGCAGGACGAGAACUGCAAGUCUACCAAGCGCGCCAUUGAGCCGUGCCUGCCCCGGACGAGCGGCGGCGGCGCAGGCGGCCCCGGCGCGGGUGCGGGCGGGGUUUUGGGCUGCACCGAGGCCCGGAGGCGCUGUGACCGCGACAGCCGCUGCAACCUGGCGCUUAGCCGCUACCUGACCUACUGCGGCAAGCUCUUCAACGGGCUGCGCUGCACCGACGAGUGCCGCACAGUCAUCGAGGACAUGCUGGCCAUGCCCAAGGCGGCACUGCUCAACGACUGCGUGUGCGACGGCCUGGAACGGCCCAUCUGCGAGUCGGUCAAGGAAAACAUGGCCCGCCUGUGCUUCGGCGCCGAACUGGGCAAUGGCCCGGGCAGCAGCGGCUCGGACGGGGGCCUGGACGACUACUACGACGAGGAGUACGACGACGAGCAGCGCACCGGGGGCACGGGCGGCGAGCAGCCGCUGGACGACGAUGACGGGGUCCCGCACCCGCCGCGCCCGGGCGGCGGCGCUGCUGCGGCAGGCGGCCGCGGGGACUUGCCCUACGGGCCCGGGCGCAGGAGCAGCGGCGGCGGCGGCUGCCGCUCGGCACCCCGAAGCGCCUGGACCCUGUUCGCCUCCAUCUUGCUGCUCCCGCUGCUCUUUUAG